Molecule: messenger RNA, 975 nt
Organism: Salvia hispanica
Lineage: Eukaryota; Viridiplantae; Streptophyta; Magnoliopsida; Lamiales; Lamiaceae
Product: NDR1/HIN1-like protein 26
Biological process (GO): defense response to other organism
Cellular component (GO): plasma membrane; plasmodesma
Source: RefSeq, a predicted model, not a curated record
AUUCUUUCUUUCCUCACCAUAGAAAUCUCCAAAAGCUCUCUCUUUCUCUCUGUGCAAAUUAUGACUUUAAUCAGUGAAAAACACCCCAAAGACUGCGCCAGCAAGAAAAAAAGCAAGAAGCUCUACCUAUACCUCACCACAAUAGUCCUCUCUCUACUAUCUGUGAUCUUCAUAAUAUGGCUCAUCCUCCACCCCUCAAAGCCUCACUUCUCCCUGAAAGAAGCCGGCAUCAACCAGCUCAACCUCUCCCUCGGCCCAUCCCUCCUCAACUCCUCCAUCCAAAUCACCCUCCAAUCCCACAAUCCCAACACGAAAGUGGGGAUCUAUUACGACGACUUCCUUCUCUAUGCCUCCUACAAAGGCCAGAAGAUCACCCCAGAGACCUCAGUCCCCCGCUUCUACCAAGACCUCCAUGAGACCAACCUCCUCAGCGUGUCGCUGGUCGGAAUCCAGCUCCCGGUGUCCCCAUCCUUUGCGUACGAGGUGCAGCGCGAUCAGGGGGCAGGGAGGCUGGCCUUGAGCAUCAAGGGGAUGGGGCAGCUGAGGUGGAAAGUGUGGACUUAUGUCUCAGGGAGGUAUCGGUUCAUUGUCAACUGCGUGGUGAUUAUGCCGCUUGGGCCUACUAUACCUUCGCCGCCAUUGAGUGCAAGGCAGACCUCACAGUGUUCUACUUCAAUGUAAUGGCCAAUGGGAAUGUGAGACUGGGGAGAUGAUGGAUUGAUUCUUGAUGCUUAUGGUUUCUUGGUGGAUUUAGUGUUGAAAGUUUUCUAUUAUUGAUUAAUUACAGAUAUACUCCUACUUAAUAGUAAUAAUAAAAAUGGGAAGAUUAGUAUCUAAUUUUUCUUUGGUUUUGUAUGUUAUGGAAGAAAGAACAAGUAGGAUUGAUUGGUGUCUUUUUGGUGUUUACCAUUUGGUGGUAGAUGGGAUUUUCAAAGUUAUGAAAUGGAAACUUUUGCUGCUUUCUUGAUUGAGAAA